CCGUUUUGUUUCUCAAUGAGCACUUCAAAGUAGUGUUAAAGACAUUUUAAUGUUAGAGUGAUCUAGAACUAGAAACAGUGCGUUGUAUAUAUUAAAAAUAAGUUUAUAUAGAGAUAGAUAAAUACAUCAAAGACACGUGGCCCGAUGCACAGUUUAUUUUUACUGAUGGAUCAUUGGUCCACGACCUAAAUAGAAGCGUAUCUUGUGGAAUAUAUUUUUCUACUCUGGGAAUAGAGGGGGCCAUUUAUGCUAGAGCAACUAUCCAUAUUUGUAGCUGAAGCCUAUGCAAUACUAAGGGCUUUAACAAUUAUAUGAGAGAAACCAAUAUCAAAAAAAGCGAUUAUUAUUGACUCCCGAAGUGUGCUUGAACGCGUAAAGAAGUGCAAUCUUAAAUCUUUUAUUGUACCCUUACAUCAUAGAGGUGCUAAAUUUAUUGCAAACGGUUUACGAGUCCGGUUUUGAGGUAAUCCUGGUUUGGGUUCAGGGGCACGUCGGCGUACUGGGUAACGAGGAAGUGGAUGAACUUGCUAGAAGUAUCGCGACAGUUCUCCACGCUCAUGGUCAGAUUAAGAAUGGACCAUGCAUUAAUCGUGACAUGAUUCCGAGGGUCCCCCUAGACCUCCAUAAAACGAGUCACUGGACUUCUGGCUCGCAGAAGAACCUCCUUAUUUACAUCCUAUCUUUUUGUUUCCUUUUAGGUUUUGCUUGUUACUGUAUUGAAUUGAAAAUAAGAGAAAAAAAUCCACGGGGCAGGAUAGGAGCUGAAGAAAUAUAGCAAACUAAACUAGAACCUCAGCUGCUGGAGUAUGAUAUGGACCAAAAUUUAAACUCCAAACCCAUACCUGAAGAAAUAAUAAUUAUGAAGUAUGCAACCCAAUUUACGCAAUUUUGUAAUUUUGGUUGCCUAAAUAUUAUCAAUAAAAGUCGUUACUAUGGCAUUACUAUUAUUGACAAUUAAAUAAAAUUUCAACAUAAAAGACUACCCAAUUCCCCAAUGUAUUAAUAAGUGGAUUUUAAGCAAAAUUUACUUGUUUGGGGGUAACUAUUAAGGAUUUAUUUUAUGUGGUGCUGAAAAAUUAUCAAGUUCCAUAAAAAAAAAAUCAAUGUACUUACCCAAAAUUUACCUAAUUGGGGUGUAAAAUAAUUUUUUUGCAUGGUGUUUUAUUAAAAUUACCAAGUUUUGUGAAAAGUAUCAAAAUGGACACUCCACCAUCUUCACCCAAAGUCUCGGGAGUUUCCCCAAAAAGAAUUAAUAUCGUCGAAGUUCAGAAACAUACAUGGGAGAGUAAAUCAUUAAGAAAGAUGAUAUGUGAGGAUGAAUUGGAAUCUCAAGAAAUAGAAUCUGAAGAAAUUGAGUAUCCAAUGGAGGAAAUCGAGCCAAAAUUAAUAUUUGAUAAAACUCCCAGUGUAGUAAACGAAAAUUUAAAAAAGAAACGAAGAAUUUCAUUUAAAAAUAAAUCAACGACAAGCUCACUUCACGUUACUAUUUUAACCGAAUGUUUACGAAAAUUACAAAUUUUAGGGAUUGUUGGACCUAAAGCUCCGGGUGAUAUAAACCAUUUAAAAUCAUUUUUUAAAACCCACAAAGAUUUAAUGAAAUCUCCGUUUUACAACAACACCACAAAAUAUAAUUUAGAUCGCCUCUUUAUUGAAGAUUUAAUUUCCACCGCAAUAAAAGACAUUUCCAUCAACAACAACACCACCAAAUUUAAUAAAUUAACCAGCAAACUUUUCAACGAAAGCACCGAAAUGUUAGAAACACUCAACAGCUCGACGAUAAUGAAAGUACGAGUUGGAAAUUUAUCGUUUGAGGUUGAUGAUAAAAAAAUGAGAAUGAAAGAAGAUAUUGAAACGCUUAGUAAUAAAUUAGGACGUCUUAAAGAUGCUUAUGAAGAUACAUUAAUUGAAAAUAAAAUUAAAACUCGUUAUGUUACAAAAUGGGAAGAAGCAAGACAAUUUCAACACCGAAUGAAAUUAAAACUACAACGAGAACAAAUCAAAAAAGAUUUGGAAAGAACCCAAUUAGCUCAAUUGGAAGAAAAUUUAAUUCACGAACAAAUAGUUUCGUUUCAAACCGCCAAAAUGGCCGAUUAUUGGAAAGCAAUUGAAAAGUGGUCGAAUAAAUUCGAUAUUGAUCUAUCACAAAUGCAUACAAAGAUUCAAUUGGCAAUGAGGGACAAAGAAUUUGUACAAGACCAAAUUGAAGUGUUAACAAAAAAGUAUAAUUCUCAACAAAAAGAAAUUAUAGAUUAUUUAAUCGCAAGGAAAUUACGCGAAGAAAAAGAAAAAUUAUUUAUAAUACAAUCUCGGGCCGCCACUAAAAUACAAGCUUGGUGGAGAGGAACGAUGUGCCGUCAUGGUUGGGGACCGUAUCGUAAAAAGAAAGGAAAAAAGAAUGGAAAAUCCGAUAAAAAGAAAAAAUAAGAUUUUUUUUAUAAAUUAAAUAAAUAAUUACAAUUCCCAAAUAAGUUUAACAUUUUCUAAUAUAUCUUUAGUACUGGCUUGUUUAUAAAACAUGAAGUAACCUUGAAUUUGAGCUGGGCUUACGUUUUUGUUAAACUUUGACAACUUUAAAUUCUUUUGUAUAUAAUUUGACUAAAACCUUGAUAUAACGAAUUAAUAGGGGGGAAGGCAGUGACCGUUAUAGCUCAAUAAAAAUAUAGAAUAAUCUAGCGCUGAAUAUCAAACAAAACUAGACUAAUACUAGCACUAGAUCUAACACUAGAGCUAGAACUAGAAACAUUCCGUUUAGCUG
Molecule: messenger RNA, 2755 nt
Organism: Onthophagus taurus
Lineage: Eukaryota; Metazoa; Arthropoda; Insecta; Coleoptera; Scarabaeidae
Product: dynein regulatory complex protein 9
Biological process (GO): cilium organization
Cellular component (GO): motile cilium; cytoplasm
Molecular function (GO): protein binding
Source: RefSeq, a predicted model, not a curated record